AUGAUCGGGGACAAGACCGAAAAAGAUGCAUCAUUCAAAACGGCAAACUCUUCUUUCACAGGAGGAGACCUUGUAACCGAUAGCCCUCCUUCUUAUUCCGAGGGAACCUCAACCAAAGGCGACGGCCUUAUCCCCGCCGGGACUCUCCUCCUCGCCGGAACAACCAUCUAUACCACGGAAUCAGCUUCAUCACCACCAUUGUACGAGCUCACCUAUCCCAUCGGACACCUACGGGAAUCCAACACGUCAGUUUCGUUCUACCGCUAUGAGAUGAACGUCCGGGACUCUUCCUCCGGCACGUCCGGUCCGCAGGUAUCAUCUCGAAAGAAGCACAUCUUCGACCUGAAGCGGGACCCAACAGUCACCGAUCCACCGUUUCCCUACCAUUUGCAUUCGUUCUCGCGCGGGAAUGUGGGCCACGUGGGCAUAAAGACACAUCGGCGACUGGGCUCGUCGGGAUAUCGCGCCUGGCGGGCGACAAGACCGAGAGAAGGGGCCGAUCUCGAAGCCAAGGAGAUGCUCUUCGUCAUCAAGACACGGAGCAGUGGACGGCAUGAAUGGCGCGAUGGGAAUGACAAGACGGUCCUUGCGCAUGAGACGAGCGAAGAGGGAAUUCACAAGCUGCAGAUUGUUGUGCCGCUGAGCCGGGAUUUCAGAGAUGGACUUGUCGCAACGUGGUGUUUGCGGCUUUGGUGGGAGGUGGCCGUGUCCAAGGCCGAGCCCCUGAGCUGGGGCGAAGUCAAGCGCGUGCUGCAAUAUCAUACUAAGGAAUUCCCUAUCGGCACGGGCUUCGGUAUUGUUAUUUGA
Messenger RNA from Colletotrichum orchidophilum, 807 nucleotides. RefSeq lists its product as uncharacterized. Lineage: Eukaryota; Fungi; Ascomycota; Sordariomycetes; Glomerellales; Glomerellaceae. The coding region runs from base 1 to 807 and encodes 268 amino acids. The record is from RefSeq and is a predicted model, not a curated record. The transcript is spliced from 2 exons.